AUGGCCCCCUCAUUGAUAACACCUGUCUCUUCUAACUCUGAAGAAACAACCGCCAACAAAAUGGCAAGCACAAAAUUCACACCUCCAUCCUACUCCAGCGACGCCAUUACCAAGGCAUACGCAGAAACCCUUGACAAAGCAGACCCUUUGUCAUCUUUCCGCUCGAAAUUCAUCAUCCCUUCAAAAGCAAAUCUGAAAGCCACCAAACUGGCAAAACCAGGUCUAUCGCAAGAUGAAAAAGCGCAAUUGGAUACGUGGUCUUCGAUUGGUGUUCUUGGUCAUUUUAGAGAUCUUGAGGAUUCGCCGUUGAGAUCGUGGCAGCUGUUGGCUGAGCAGGCUGCGGGUGACAUGUCAAAGAUUGUGGGUGCGAAUCCGGAAGAGGUUGCGGCCAUGGGGACGUUGACGGCGAAUUUGCACAUGUUGUUGGCUAGUUUCUAUAAGCCGACGGAGAGCAAGCAUAAGAUUUUGUUGGAUUGGAAGGCUUUUCCUAGUGAUCAUUAUGCGAUUGAGUCCCAAAUUGCAUGGCACGGCCUUGAUCCCAACGACUCAAUGGUCUUGAUCGGUCCUGAGGAAGGUGAAUAUGUCAUUUCAACCGAAAAGAUCUUGUCGAUUAUCGACGAGCAUGCCUCGGAAACUGCUUUGCUGUUGCUCCCAGGUAUCCAAUACUACAGUGGACAAUACUUUGACAUUCCCACAAUCACCAAGCACGCCCAGUCCCUCGGCAUCAUGGUGGGCUGGGAUCUUGCACAUGCUUACGGAAACGUGGAUGUCAAAUUGCACGACUGGAAUGUCGAUUUUGCUGCAUGGUGCACAUACAAGUAUGGAAAUGCCGGUCCGGGCGCAAUCGGUGGCAUCUUCGUGCAUGAGCGACAUGGUGUUGUAGAUUAUAGCCAGGGAGAGGAUAAACCAGUAUUCCGUCACCGCUUGACGGGUUGGUACGGUGGUGAUCGAUCGGUGAGAUUCAGAAUGGAUAACAAAUUCAAACCAAUUCCUGGCGCUGGCGGCUUCCAAGUUUCAAACCCCUCUGCCAUCGACUUGGCUGCUUUGUGUGCCUCGCUGUCGGUAUUUAAUGAGACCUCCAUUACACAGAUUCGAGCCAGGUCUUUACGAUUGACACAUUAUCUCGAAUAUUUGCUACUUGCCGGAACAACAGACGAAACAAGAAAGUUUCGUAUUAUCACCCCUUCGGAUCCAAACGCAAGAGGUGCUCAAUUGAGCUUGUUGCUCAAUCCAGGCCUUCUCGACAAAGUCGCUCAACGCUUGGAGGAUGCGAGUAUUAUUUGUGAUAAGAGACAGCCUGACGUCGUCCGAGUGGCUCCUGCGCCGUUAUACAAUACCUUUACCGAGGUGUGGACCUUUGUAAACGAGCUGAAAACAGCCAUUGCAUAG
Messenger RNA from Talaromyces amestolkiae, 1389 nucleotides. RefSeq lists its product as uncharacterized. Gene Ontology annotation, biological process: NAD+ biosynthetic process. Gene Ontology annotation, molecular function: kynureninase activity; pyridoxal phosphate binding. Gene Ontology annotation, cellular component: cytoplasm. The coding region runs from base 1 to 1389 and encodes 462 amino acids. Lineage: Eukaryota; Fungi; Ascomycota; Eurotiomycetes; Eurotiales; Trichocomaceae. The record is from RefSeq and is a predicted model, not a curated record. The transcript is spliced from 4 exons.